Messenger RNA from Scophthalmus maximus (turbot), 2915 nucleotides. RefSeq names its product prospero homeobox protein 1-like. The coding region runs from base 195 to 1958 and encodes 587 amino acids. The transcript has 5 exons. Gene Ontology annotation, cellular component: nucleus. Gene Ontology annotation, molecular function: DNA-binding transcription factor activity, RNA polymerase II-specific; RNA polymerase II cis-regulatory region sequence-specific DNA binding. Lineage: Eukaryota; Metazoa; Chordata; Actinopteri; Pleuronectiformes; Scophthalmidae. Gene Ontology annotation, biological process: regulation of transcription by RNA polymerase II. The record is from RefSeq and is a predicted model, not a curated record.
CCUCACACAGUUCAAUGCUAGUGGGCUGUCAGAUUGAAAUAAUGUGAUUAUCACGAGGCAGGUAGGGAUGGGAUAGGUUGGCAGGCUUGUUUGACCACGCCCCCCGGAGAGGGUCUCCACAAAUAACUGGGUCCUUCUCCCUCCUGCAACUUGCAGACCUGCAGCCUCCUCUGGUCCUUCUCCACAACAGGAGCAUGGAUCCAAAUGUUUGGAGUGAAGGCAUGUAUUCUUCCAGCAACAUCUGCCUUGACGGCUGCACUGUAGAGCAUCUCUCCUCUUUUCAACCCGACCCUGUGCCUUCCUCCGAUUCAGAUGCAUCGGGUGUUUCUUUGACUUUUCACCGAGACAGCGAGAACACGGCGAUGCUACCUGAGAGUUAUUACAGGGGGGCCGGCGCAAGUUUGAUCUGCUCGAGCCCACUGGAGCUCAAUCUACCCAGAGACAGCUCCACGAGAAGGCACCCAUCUCCAGCAUCCAGUUCUUGUGGUCACAAUGACUGGAAUCUAAGCAGUGGCCAUCAAGCAAAGCGUGCCAGAGUAGAAAAUAUCAUCAAAGGCAUGACCUGCUCUCCUGAUGUGACCACAAAUCAGCAUGAGCAGACAGACGGCUCGCAUGAAAGUGAAAGGAUUCGAGAGCUGUCUUUACAUCAGGAGCACAUGGAAGGAAGUGGAUCUGGCAGCUUGAGUCACAGCCAGACAACAAGAAAGCAGCUUGACAGUGAGGAGGAGAAAACCUGGAGCAAUUCUCCCAACACAUCCCCAAGGGACACGUUCGAAGAUUCACACAGGGAGUUUGAGAGCAGCUCAGGUCGAAAACAUCAAGGCUGGAAGAAGGUGAAGCUGCUGAGCUACUUCCAAUCCAGACCUGAGAGAAUUAAGCUAAUGGCAGAUGUUUUAAAGUAUGAACUGUCCAGAGCCGUCAGCAGGAGUGUUGACUCGGUUUUUAAAAGCAUGCAGCUUCUACAGGCAUCGCCAGACAACGAGAGUGUGGAGACUGAAGUGCCUCUUCAGUCAUCAGGGUCUAACGAGAAAAAAAUAAGACUUUCAUUUGGCGGGAAUGCAGAGGUGCAAGUCCCAGAUGUCCAAACCGAAGCACUGUCUCUGGUUGUACAAAAGCCUCGGCUGGAAAGAUCCGACAAGCUCAUCCUCCAGCCCAGGUCGAGAGCUCACCAUCGUCCGAAACCCCCGGCGUCCUUCAGUCAUGACCCAGCUCUAUGCAACGAUCAGCCGUCACAGAAGACUGACAACCCUGCCCGUCAACAUGCCCUUAGGUGGUUGCGAGACGGAGGCUCUGAAGCUGGCCAAGCAAAGUUUGAGAUGUUCGACGCACAUUGGACUUCUGUCAAAGUGAGAUCCAAGGUCAACUCCCGAUCUGCGAGGAGCCCACUGCCUCGGUCUGCGUCUGUGGAUCCGAGGCUUGUAGAAAGCCUGCGCUUUCCUCACGUCAAGAUCGAGUCUGACAGCCUGGUCAAGAACAACCUGUACAUGCUGAAUGAGGGUCUCACUACAAACCACCUGAAGAAAGCAAAGCUCAUGUUCUUCUACACUCGCUACCCGAGCUCACUGGUACUGAAGAUGUGUUUCCAUGAUGUGCAGUUCACGCGCUGCAUCACUUCCCAGCUCAUCAAGUGGUUCAGCAACUUCAGAGAGUUCUACUACAUCCAGAUAGAAAAGUUUGCCCGCCAUGCCCUCGCGGAAGGAGUGGCCGAUGUGAGGGGUCUGACUGUGGGGAGAGAAUCAGAACUUUUCAGAUCUCUCAACAUGCACUACAACAAAGCCAAUGACUUCCAGGUCCCUGACAGAUUCCUUGAGGUUGCCGAGGUUACACAGAGAGAAUUUUACAUUGCCAUUUCAAUGGGCAAAGAUCGUGAUCCAUCCUGGAAGAAAGCGAUCUACAAGGUGAUCUGUAAACUGGACAGUGACAUGCCGACAGAAUUCAAAAGUCAUCACUCUGGAUGAGCGCCAACAAGAACCUGGACUUACUCAUGCCUUAAUGAUCAAGCCAUGUUGUUUCCAAUGAUUGAGCACACUAUAUUGUAAAUCAGACAAGGGUAAGUGAAGUAACCGUGGCAGACCAGCUGCGUUUAUUUUAACAAUUGGCUCCUUUUGUUGCAUCAUGAGCUAGUUUGAAAUAUGUAUUUUUGCUAUAUCAGUCAUAUUCUAUAGCAAUGAUACAAAUUUUGUACAAUCGUGAAUUUGUUUUAUCAAAAUGCUACAGAAAACAUGUUCUCAGGUUUUUUUUCUUAAAUAAUCACAAAAUAAGGUCCACACCACAUCAGAGAAAAGAUAUUUAAUAUUCAGCAGAACUCAUUGUCCUUAUAUGUAUUUACAAGAUAUGUAAAAUGGAAAUUACACAAAUUUCAGAAUGACUGAAUCAUUUAAUACCUCACCCAGUCCUUAUGAACUGUGAAAGUACUUCUUUCGCUCUUCUAUACUUACCAAAUGGCUCCAUUCACCCACUUUCCCAAUCAUAAUGUGGUUGUCUGUCCAUAGAAUAUUAAUGAUCAUCUUCAUCAGCAGCGCAGUGUUUUCACUGGUAACUGAUCCUUGCUUUGUCUUCAGUGUUGAUUCUCCAGAUCAAAAUUUCUGAUGUGUGAAAAUUCAGGAUUUUCUGGUGCAAAAUUUUGCAGACGUUUAAUUAAUGAAGUAGAAAAAAGUAAAUCUACUCAUAUUGCCAUUUAUGAACCUCGAUAAUGACACUAAAUGAGACUGAAUAGGAUUCUUUCUAAUAUUUUUAUGCAAUGUGCACAUAGGCAUUUGCACUGACCACUUUUGUUUGAAAUGGAAAACUAACAAUAAUGUGCCACUGUGUGAUUAAUGUUAAAUAGGGUUCAAAGAUAAAUUUAUCGUGUUGUUUUCUGCUCGAUUAAAGGUGUAACCGACACUUUGGUCAUAUGUAUGUCAACGAAAACAAAA